This is a messenger RNA of Onychostoma macrolepis, 3362 nucleotides long. RefSeq names its product caldesmon 1b (gene cald1b). Gene Ontology annotation, biological process: actin filament bundle assembly; angiogenesis. Gene Ontology annotation, cellular component: actin cytoskeleton. Gene Ontology annotation, molecular function: actin binding; myosin binding. The record is from RefSeq and is a predicted model, not a curated record. The transcript is spliced from 17 exons. The coding region runs from base 819 to 3065 and encodes 748 amino acids. Lineage: Eukaryota; Metazoa; Chordata; Actinopteri; Cypriniformes; Cyprinidae.
CAGGGACACAUUCUUUGCUAUGUUCUGUUAAAUAUUUUAAACUACUUUCUUCAAUCCCAGUUCAUUAUUACAGAGUUAACUAAGUAAGCAUUGCCAAUUUGUAGGUUAAUAAUUCCCGCCUAAAACACUGGCGUUUUCUACAUCAACGCUGGUUCAACCAAUGGCUUCAUAAGAUUCAAUGACAGAUGAGGUGUGUGUUUGGGGAAACCAUCAUUUUAUUUUAUUUUAUUUUUUUGUAUUAGUGAUAUAACAAAAUUAUCAAGUUAUGAUAUAGUCUAUUUCAUUCCAGGAAUUAGAUGUUUCCCCUCAAUAUUGGUGAAGGCCCUUGGGUCUUGGUUUGUUGUUCAGGAAACCCUAUUUUAUGACAUCCUUUACCCUUCUAGCACAAUUAGAUUUUUUGGCUUUGUUUACAUUAUUCAUUAUUCCAGAGAAUGUAAUCAAACAUGCACUGGUUAAAUAAAAUUGGCCACUUCCUUAGCUCUGUUUGAUGUUGGGCAUUCAAGCAGAAAACACAAAAGAAUGAUUAAUUUGAAUGAUAUAGAAGACCAGGAAAUGCUAUACUUCAAGAUGGAAAAUUAAAACGAUACAUAGCUUAUAUAAAUUCUUAACAUGAUUCAUUAUACAAACAUUGUAUGGCAAGAGCCGAGAGUUAAAGAGGAUAUUGAAACUUAAAAAUAAUAUGUCCAUGAGUAGCGAAGAUCAGUGGUGAAGUUAAAUGUGUGGCAUAGCUUGCCUUUCCUGGUAGUUGUUCCAGGGAAAUGGAUCAAGAAACUGGAAUGUUGUGGUCCUGCUUGUACCCCAAGAGCUCUGUGUGAAUCAUGGACGAGGACUUUGAUUUUGAGCGUCGCAGAGAGUUGCGGAGACAAAAGCGAGAAGAGAUGCAGCGGGAGGCAGAGAAGAUGAACUCUCACGAUGAUGAUGAGGAAGUGGCUCGGGAGCGCCGGAGACGAGCCCGUCAGGAACGCCUGCGCAAUGUGGAUAAUGAAGAGUCGAAUAACACUACAACAGAAACUAACAGCACAGAGACGUCCUCCUUGAUCACUAGUUCUGCACCAGCUGAGGAUGAUGAUCAGGCUCUCUUAGAGAGGAUCGCCAAAAGAGAAGAGCGGAGACAGAAAAGGAUGAAGGAAGCUUUGGAGAGACAGAAGGAAGUUGAUCCCACCAUCACGGAUGAAACCGUCACCACCACCACAGAUGACGAUCCAAGUGGUAGAAAUGGUGAACAAGAGUCCUCCCAAAGUGAUGUUUCUUCAACAGAGACCAACUCUUGGAAGGAAAGGGAAGAGAAAAAAGAGGAAGAAAAGACAGAGGAAAGCAGCGUUGAAGUUGAGGAGGCAAUCACAAAAAAGGAGGAUCCAGUGCCAGUCACAGCAGCAGAGGAACCCAAAGAAUCUCCUGAGAAGACUGAUGAACCAGAAGAGGAAGAUAGACCACAGAGGUCCCACCUCAGAGAACAGAAAUCCACAGAGGAGAACCCCAAAGAACCAGCUGCACUGAAUGAGGAAGAAACUAAUAUAGAGACUAAAGAACAAACAAAUGCAGAUUUAGCCAGUGCAGAUUUAGAAAAGAAAGAGGUGGAAGAUGAAAGUCAAAUAUCAGGAGAAGAACCAACAAAAGAGGACCAAAUAGUGGUGGAAGUCAUAGUGCAGCCAACUACACCACAGAUUGAAGAGGAAAAGCCGGUGGAGAAAGAAGAACAGGUAAAGAAACCUGAAGAAAAACCUGUUGUGGUGAAGGUUCAAAUUCAAGAUGAAGCUCCAGUGAAGAAGGAAGAUGAGAAACCUAUGAAGGAGCAAGAGAAAUCCCAUGUGCCUGUUGAAGAAACACCAAAAAAAUCAAUUAGGGAAGUUGAGUUGAAGGGCAAAACCCCAAAGAAAGAAGAGGAGAAACCACAGCUGAAGAGGGAGGUUGAAGUAAAACUAUCAGCACCAAAGAAGAAGGUUGAGGAGAAACCUGUGCCUCCAAAGAAAGAGGUUGAGGAAAAGCCUAAAUGGAAGAAAGGAGCUGAAGAAACGAAGGUCAAAGUAGAAGAAAAAGUCAGACCAAAGAAGGAGGAGGUUGUAGAGGAAAAACCAAAACCUUCCUUUUUACGUGACAAACUGAAAGUGUCAACAAAGCCCCAAGAUGUAGCUGACAGCACCGCCAAAGCCAAGAAACCAGAGAAGACACUAAGUCCCGCCAGCUUGCGUUCUCCUGACUCAGAAAAGCAAGAUCCCAUCACCAAGCUGGAGGCAGAACGCAAACUGCAGGAGCUGAAGCGCAGGCGGAACGAGACGGACAGCGAGGUGUUGGAGAAGAUGAAGCAGAAGCAGCAAACUGCUGAGGCCGAGCUCGAGGAGCUGAAGAAGAAGAGAGAGGAAAGGAGGAAGAUUCUGGAGGAGGAAGAGAAACAGAAGAAACAGCAGUUGGCAGAAAAGAAAGCCAAAGAGGAGGAAGAGAGGAGGAAGAUGAGGGAAGAGAUUGAGCGAAGGAGAGCCGAGGCAGCCGAGAAAAAAAAACAAAAGGAGGAGUCGAAAGAAGGGAGCAAAGCACCAUUCAUAGCCCCGAAGGGUGCCUCCGCAAAGAUUGGAGAGAAAGCUGAAUUUCUGAACAAAUCUGCUCUAAAAAGUCCGGUGAAGACGUCACACACUCCAUUAGUUUGCAAGAUUGGAAACAGACUAGAGCAAUACACUUCUGCUGUUCAGACCAAAGAAGUGACCAAAUCACCCAAAUCUCCUGUGGACGUACCUGUGGCUGAAGGCCUGCGGAGCAUCAAGAGUAUGUGGGAGAAGGGGAAUGUAGUCAAUCCCACCCCGAGUCCUGCAAGCCCCCCACCGGUCACCAAGGAAACAGCUGGUCUGAACAUCGGUGUGGCUGGUCGCAUUAACAGCUGGAAAACCAAGACUCCAGAGCCCAAGCCUGCUGAACCCAAACCAGCUCCUGAACCAGAAAAACCACCUGCCAAAACAGAGCAAAAGCCAGCUGAGAUCACUAAACCACGUGGCCCAUGGGAAACAAAGGGCUCCACAUCUGCCAAGGUGUUCGCGGCCAAGAGUAAAUUCGUCACAAAUGGAACAAGAAAAUAAAGACAUCCGACGGAUCCCAGAUCAGACAAAGUGGAAGAUACAUCCAUUCAAUGUGCAUGAUUUUGCAACUUCAAGACACAGGUCUUACAUUGGGAAUUAAGUGACAACUUAACAGUACAAAAUACACAUUUUGUAAGUUUAAAAAAGCCUUUAAACUAAAACAUUAAAAUUUAUUAAAAUUACCAUGAAUCGCACAAGCCAAAUAAUACAUAUCAAAGUAUUAAAGGGAUAGUUCACCCAAAAAUGAAAAUUCUGUCAUUAAUUACUCACCCUUGUGUUGUUCCAAACCCGUAAGAC